GACUAACUCCUUUGCAAAUUGCGAACUCUCCAUUGUCUAUUUCUGUUUUGUCUUUCACACAUGUCCUGGCUUUGAGAGUGAAAGAACCCUGCUGUGCUGAUCUUGCUGUAACAUGGGUUGGACCCUUGGAAAGCAAGGACAUUGUGGUAAUAUGAAUCUGACUGAAGAUGGUUCCCAGAGUGCCUGCUAAGGUAGUUAUGUAUUGUCCAUAUUGUGGACUUGAAUUGGUUGGAUAUAUUGGAUGCUUUUGUGGUUCCUGUGGUAGCAACAUUAGAUUUCUGGCACCUUUUCUACAGAAUGGCCCAGAAACAGUGUCAGCCGAACUCACAGAGGCAGACCUUAUCCAUAAAUAUUUCUCAGAGGGCCACACAUAUGAAUUGAUCCUUGAUUUUCUUGGAACAAAGCAUAAUAUUUUCCUGAGUCUGAGCACCUUAAAGAGAAGGCUUAGGAAUGCAGGCCUAACAAGGAGGACAGAGUAUACUCCCAUUGACACUGUGAAUGCCGCUAUUACACAUGAACUGACAGGCUCAGGUCAGCUUUUGGGUUACAGAGCUCUGUGGCAGACAUCGCGACAGAAGUAUUUCCUGACAGUUAAAAGGGAUGAUGUAAUGCAUACAAUGACUGGAUCCUGUAAUGCAUACAAAGACUGGAUCCAUCUGGAGUUCAACUUUGCCAUAGGCACAGAUUUGUCCGAAGAGGAUACAUUACAGCAGGACCAAACCAAGUGUGGCAUGUUGAUGGGUAUGAUAAGCUCAAACCAUUUGGUGUUGCCAUCAGUGGCUGUAUUGAUGGGUUUUCUAGGAAAGUGAUGUGGCUCAGCAGUGGCAGCUCUAAUAACGACCCAGGGAUAAUUGCUCACUCUUACAUGCAGUGUGUAUCAGACUUUGGACUUCCAGCACGCCUUCGCAGCACAGACUGUGGGACAGAAAAUGGCACUAUGGUAGCCAUUCACUGUGCAUUAAGAGCACAGCAUACAGAUGAUUUUGCAGGAGCCCUCAGUCACAUGUAUGGCACCUCAACUGCAAAUCAACGAAUUGAAAGUUGGUGGUCCUUUUUCAGGAAGCAAAGGACCCAGUUCUGGAUUGAGCUCUUCAGUGACCUGAGAGAGAGGCACCUUUUCAAUGGCAGCCAUGAGCAUAAGUGCCUUCUACGGUAUGUCUUCUUGAGCAUCUUGCAGAAGGACUUUGAUGAGUACAGAGAACUUUGGAAUAACCACACCAUCCGACCUGUUUGUCAGUCUCGAUGUCAUUCUGGUAAACCAGAAGCAAUGUAUCACCUGCCUCACAGGUUUGAUGCAAGGGAUUGUGGAUUCCCAGUGUCACAGGAAGUCAUUCAAGAGUUUGAGGACAUUCUACCACCACCGCAGCGCAGUCGUUGUGGUGGCGGUAAUCUCCAAAUUCACUUUGCAGACUUAGAGAGACAGAGUGGGCUGUCUCCACCAGUCAAGUGGAUAAAUGCUGUUGAGAAUUACAUAACACUCAAAAAUAUGUCUGGACUAUAAAAUCAUUAGUUUCUGAUUCUGUGAUAUGAUUAUUUGUGUUACACAUGCACAUGUUACUGAUGCCAUUACAGAGUUAAGUCUUCUCAUAAUCUACUGGGUAGCUUGAUCUGCUAUUUGCAAAGAACAUUUAUGCUUCCAGGAGGGUAUUGAUUCUGGAGAUCCUGUGAACAGCCUUCACAUACUUUAAAAGCACAGUAUUUGUUAUAUAAUCCCUAUUUUACUCAUCUAGACAGUAUAGUGUAACUAAUUAACUGUUGACUGGGUAGAUACUUGUGCAGAAGUCAGAUUUUUUAAUUUUAUAACUUUGUCAUUUCUAAAUGAAGUACAUCCAACAGCUUUAUACAUUUUAAACAACUUUAUUUGUUCGCUGCAUGUUUACACCAAUGUUUUUCUGAACAUCAGUGAGUGAAGCUCUGUGUAUAACACAAAAUCUUAAGUUUUGG
Molecule: messenger RNA, 1944 nt
Organism: Xyrauchen texanus (razorback sucker)
Lineage: Eukaryota; Metazoa; Chordata; Actinopteri; Cypriniformes; Catostomidae
Exons: 5
Coding region: 809-1501 (230 amino acids)
Source: RefSeq, a predicted model, not a curated record